Messenger RNA from Harmonia axyridis, 8058 nucleotides. Its product is annotated as protein stoned-B-like. Gene Ontology annotation, biological process: clathrin-dependent endocytosis; synaptic vesicle endocytosis; regulation of endocytosis. The record is from RefSeq and is a predicted model, not a curated record. Lineage: Eukaryota; Metazoa; Arthropoda; Insecta; Coleoptera; Coccinellidae. Gene Ontology annotation, molecular function: clathrin-cargo adaptor activity. Gene Ontology annotation, cellular component: AP-2 adaptor complex; synaptic vesicle.
GCGCACAAUCAAUAGAGAACAUUUUAUGGCUUACGUAAAGCUCCAUCUCUGAACAUUUCAGCAUUACAACAAAUAUAUUUUUAUAAGGAAAAUGAGUUUAAUUACAUGAGGAAUUUGUGUUAGUUGUGAACGUAUAAGUGGAGAAAAAAUUCAUAGAUGAAGCUCAGACUGGAUAAUGCACAAAAUAACCAAGGGAUUGAAGAAGAAAAAGAAAGGUAAAAAAUCUAAACACAAGGAAGAAGAACUCUUUAAACCGGAAGAGUUAGAAGCCUAUCGUAGAGAACAUCAAGCCCAUUCUGCUAGUGGCGCUGAAAACGAAGAAUGGAAAAAAUUCCACGCUCUCACCUCUGGUGUUGACAACGUUCUCCAAAAGACACAAGAAGAGCUCAGUCGAAUCAAAGAAACCAGCUUCUUUCAGCGGGUACCUCCACCAAGUCAGGUACAGCGAACGUCAGAAAAGGAACCAAAGAAAGAAGUUGUCAAGCAAGAUCAGGCACCUGUUGAUGAGCAACCUCAAAUCCCUGACCCCAACAAACUUGGAAUAGUUGAGGUUUCAGAUUCUGAAUCAGAUGCAGAAUACGAGGAUGAUGACAUCUUCGAUACAGCAUACAUUGAUGCUAUAGCUGCUGGAGAGGUGAAAUUAGCUUAUAUUCCAGAAUCUCCAACAGAUUUUGGAGGGGACGAUCCAUUUGACACUUCCUACGCUGAGAAGGCUAUUCUAGGACCUGCUGCUGAGACCAAGAAAGGAAAGAAAUUGGUACCGAUUGGUUCAGCUGUUGAAGUACUAACAGGGCGUGUGCAACUACCUACUUGCAGCACACAGAGACCUGCUUCAAAUAGAAGGCAAAUUUUUAAGGAGAGAGAUUUGCUGUUGGGAAGCUUUGAUAACAACGCCAAUUCAAUUGCUGAAUGCAUUAAAGAGUCACCACCAAAGACUCUACUUGACGAAGAGGCACCUCCAGAUUUAUCUAGUGAGCCGAUAGAUUUGUCAAAAUCACUUUAUAUACCUCCAAUACCUGUCACACCAUCUCCGAUAUCCCAAAGUUCUGGGGUCAACCAAGAGGAUUCUGAGGACGACGAGUUUGCUCAGCUUGCAUCAGAAAACUUGAACAAAGGACCUGCGAAUGUAAUUGAGAAAUUACCAGUAGUUACCCCAGAUGUCGCUCAAGUCAUAGAGGAUCAUUGGGACGCCUUUGUUGACGAGAAGAAAGAAUUUCCACAAUCAGGUGUGGUUGCGGUAGAAGAACCAUCUGAAGUUGAUGUAGAUCCAUUCGAUACGACUUUCGCUGAAAAUAUCUUACCAGGAAAAGCAGAACUCAAGCAAAUUGAGAGUGAAAUACUCAACGCACAAAUCGAAUUUGAAGUUAAACCUAGACAGGAGAAACUUCUUCAUAUUUUGAAAAAAUUGAGUGUUAGUGAAGAAGGUUCCAGAGAUAAGUUCACAGAUUCAAACCUCCAUACCAAAAAUAUCGAAAGGGACCUUCUAGGAGGUAGCAACACAGACUUGAACAAUUUGUAUCAACCCCUAACACCAGCAGCACAACUUGAUGACAACUAUAUAGAAUACAGAGAUCCUUUCGAUACUUCCAUUGUUGAGACUGUGAAGAAUCCUGGACAGGCAGAACUGAAGUUUAUCGAAAAAGAACUCCUUUCCGAUAUAAAAAACAACUCUGUUCAUGAUUUAAGCGACGAUGAUUUCAACCCCAGAGCUGAAGAGAUAAAAGAGCCACCUAGAGAAAGAUCUAUUUCCAGGCCAGACGUUCUCAACGUUGUGACCUCCAAAUCGGUGUGUUUUGAUGACACGUCAAUAGCAAAAAAGGAUUUCAUAGGAAUUCCCGAAAAUUCUUCGAAACUAGGGAAACCACCUACACCAUUCUAUGUUAGGAAAAACUCUGUACCCGGAGCUCAAGAGUCAGACCUUUCUCCUGACCAAAUCGAAAGCAAUACAAGUGGAAUUGAUUCAUUCAAAAGUGCCGUUCAGGAUUUGAACCCUGACACUCCUCCAGAAGGUGAUUUCGACCCCUUCGACACUUCUAUAGCUGAUAAUUUCGUUGGUAAUGCAAUAAAAGACAUUAUGGAAGUAAAGGGUGUCAAUCCGUUUUUGUUCGCUGAAGAUGAUCACACCUCUCCAUCUUCAGCAACGUCUAAUCCUUUUCUCAUGGAUUCAGACACCUACGCAGAAAACGACUAUUCACAAAAUGCUUUCGCUUCUUCAGGGGCUACCAAUCCUUUCGCCUUCGAUCCAAUGGAUCUUGGAGAAGGUGAGCCUGCUCCAAACAUCUUCGGCGAUAACACAUUCGUAUCCAAUGAUACUCCAUUCUCAGUUAACAACCUACAGACCUCAUCUACUGAUCAGAUUAUGACUCAAGCUACCAUUACGAUCAACUCAGGUAAUCAGGACUUCUUCUUGAUGUCCGAUAAUGAUUUUGCAGCUUCAACAAACACUUGCCCGCCGCCGAUAAAACCAACAGAUCUUAAUUUAAAAACAACCAACACUGUCGAUCCAUUCAAUGAAGAAAGUUUGAGGCAGCCUCCUUCUAAGGAAACUCAGGAUCUGUUGAUGUCAGUAAUGGGGGCGAUGGAUGCAACUAGUUCACAUUUAUUGAACAAAAUACCUCCAACAAGAUCUCCAAGCCCGGUGUCGAUGAGAGAUUUACACUCACCAAGUCCAACUCCUGAUAUGUAUGGAGAUCUUUUGGAUGUUGGGGAUUCUACGCCAUCUACAAGGACGCCUGAACAUACUAAAAAGGAGAAUUUAUUCGAUACUCCAACCAAUAUGUCUUGUGAUAUCAAUCAGAAUCCAUCGGUGGCUAAACAACCUCCACCAAAACCACCACCUCCUCGACCGGCACCUCCAAGACCUGCACCUCCAGCAAUAGUUCAAGCUCCUCCCAAACCACCUCCACCAAAACCUGAGCAACCAAUGGCACCACGAGAGUUUGAUUCUUCUAAAAACUAUGACAAUGAUAUUUGUCUGUUUGGUGUUGAUGGCACCCUUCCGAAAAAAGCUCCUACGACUAAGGAAGAUAUCUUGAACCUCUACAAUACAGCUAAAAGCGAGAAGAAAGUUGAUCUGUUGUCUGGUUCUGAUGAAGCGUUGAAUAUAAAUCCAGUGGAUAAUUUUCCUCAAAGUUCUUCCAAUUCCAUACUAUCCCUGGAUUCUACGCCACAGUCACAUGUGGUUGAAGAACAUAAAAUUGAAACCGUACAAGAACCAAUUGCUCAGGAUAAUUUUAUAUCUCCUGAGGUUUCUCAAGGAGACCUGCAGAUGGAUACAAGUGACAGCCACAGCAAAGGAUCUGUAUCUAGUGUAACAUUCAAUCCAUUCGCUACUUCUGAGGAGAUGAACGAAAUGAAUACCAGGGAAGAAGUCUCACAAUUGGCGAGUAGUCCUUUCCAAACAGUUCCAGCUGAUGUGAUUCCAACUAAUAUUCAACAGACUCACUCAACAGAUCUACCUUUUUCUGAAGUUCCAGAGAAUAAGAAUACCUUUGCUCAGAUCCCUGAUUAUUAUACUCAGAACGCUUCAGGUGACGCUUUUGGUACUGCAAAUGGAGCUUUUGGGAUUUCCAAUGACUUCGGUGCUCCAAUGGAAAGUAUUGGAGUUUCUGGUGAUGCCUUUGGUGUUUCCAAUGCUAUCAUGGAAGAAGCUACAGCUGCGCAGGAUGCCUUUGGUGGAACUAAUCAGAAUUUCUCAGCUGCUGGAUAUGAAAAUAACACUACGAUUCAAGGCGAUGAUUUCGAUGAAUUCGCUCAGAAAUUCGAUUCAGUGAAGUCAGAAAAUCAGACUGGUGAUUCGUUUGCCUGGGGAGGUGGUAGCUCUGCGAAUGCUUUUGGCGAGGCCAGUAGUGAAUUUGGGACUGCAGCGUGUGGUUUUGAAGCUGAUGAGCCUUUCGACUCUUUCCUGGCUCUGCAAGAACCUCCUUGCGUGCCACAAAGUACUCCGUAUGUGCUCAGCAAACAGCCAUCUGCUGAUUCGGACGAAGAUAAAGAUUUCUCUGUGUUUAUCAAACCUAAAAAUGACGAUGACAACAUUGGAGGAAUGGGAGUUGCAAUGCCUAUUUUGGCACCACCGCCUACAGUCCAACAAGCAUUCUCGGACACAUCUCCUAGAUUCAAUCCAUUCGAUCAAAGUGAAGAUGUUGCUACUGUUGACAGUACCAAACCGCCUCCUCUCUCACUGGAUGGGGCUCCUCAAAUAGAACGGAGUGGAUCCCAAGAAACACCUCCCACUCCUCUAUUCGACGAAGAUGUAUCCCAACCAUUGGCGCCAUUCCCUAGAAUCGACUUCGCAGGAGAAGGCUGGGAGAUGCAGUUGAGGCAGCCGAAUAAGAAGAAGAUAACAGGUCAAAGAUUCUGGAAGAAGAUCUUUGUCCGAUUGGUGUAUCAACCGGAUUGUGUUUUACUCCAACUGUUCAACCAAAAGGAUGACAAAGAUCCUUUUCAAGAGUUGCCACUACAACCAUGUUACUCUGUAUCGGAUAUAGGUGCCCAGCAGUACGAUCAGUUUGGGAAAAUUUUCACUCUCAAACUGCAGUAUAUUUUCUACAAGGAGAGACCUGGUGUUAGACCAGGACAGGUCAAGAAAGCUGAGAAGCUGUCUAACAGGCUGAGCAAGUUUGCUGCUUAUGCAAUCCAAGGAGACUACGAAGGAGUAAAAGAGUUUGGCAGUGAUCUGAAAAAAUUAGGAUUACCGGUAGAACAUGCACCACAGGUAUCUCAGUUGAUGAAAUUGGGUUCCCUGAGUUACGAAGAUCUGAAACAGUUCUCAUUCAGCAUAGAAGAAGCUUUGUUCAGGCUCCAAGCUCACAGAGAUAGGGCUCUACAGUAUAAAAUGGAAGAAGUACAGAUAACUGUAGUAGAUGAGUUGUACGUAGAUCAAGAUGCAGAUGGUCACAUUGAAAGGCAGAUUGCAAGGGUUCGUCUAUUCUUCCUUGGAUUCCUAACAGGAAUGCCAGACAUAGAGCUUGGUGUAAAUGACAUGAGGCGCCAAGGGAAGGAAGUAGUUGGUAGACAUGACAUUAUUCCUGUAGUUACUGAAGAAUGGAUACGUUUGGAGGCUACAGAAUUCCAUUCCUGCGUUCAACAGGACGAAUAUGAAAGAACACAUGUCAUCAAAUUCAAACCUCCUGAUGCUUGUUAUAUCGAGCUGAUGAGGUUUAGGGUCAGACCUCCAAGAAAUCGAGAGCUACCCUUGCAGUUGAAGGCAUCUAUAUGUGUAACUGGUACUAAGAUUGAACUGAGAGCUGAUGUCCUAGUACCAGGGUUUGCCUCCAGAAAACUAGGCCAAAUUCCAUGCGAAGAUGUGCAGAUAAGAUUUCCCAUACCAGAAUGUUGGAUUUAUCUCUUCAGGGUUGAGAAACAUUUCAGAUAUGGUUCGGUCAAAUCAGCUCAUAGGCGAACCGGAAAGAUAAAAGGCAUAGAAAGGAUAUUGGGCACCAUGGAUACCCUUCAAGAAAGCUUGAUAGAAGUCACUUCUGGACAGGCAAAAUACGAACAUCAGCACAGAGCAAUUGUUUGGAGAUGUCCAAGGUUACCAAAAGAGGGCCAAGGUGCUUACACUACCCAUAAUAUGGUUUGUCGACUGGCGUUAACAAGUUAUGAUCAAAUGCCUGAAAAGUUAGCCGAGUAUUGUUAUGUUGAGUUCACAAUGCCAGCAACUCAGGUCAGCCAUUGUGUAUGUAGAAGUGUGAGUUUGCAGAAUUCUGACAGCGAUGAUCCACCUGAAAAGUAUGUGAGGAACCUAGCGAGGCAUGAGUACAGAGUUGGUAUUGAGCAUGUUGAAGGAGAAAAUCCAAAUGCUUAUGCUAUUGCUACGAAACCAAUUCACACGGUGAAAGAAGAAAAACCUGCACCAGUACCAGAAGCUGACUCUAGUAGUGAUAGUGAUUAAAUUAUUUAUCUUCAGAUAUUCUUGAGAGAAAUCUCAUUUGACCAUUUUAAUCUUACUUCUGCAGGAUAGCCUUGCCAUUUAUCGAUAAAAGUUGAUACCUUUUUUCCUAAAAAACAUAGACGCAUAUCGUCAAUCCUGAGCUGAUCUUGUGCAAUAAUAGAUUGUUAUAAAGGUUGCAAAUAUAAUAUAUAAAGUUUGGUUGAUGUUGUUACGUUUUUAUAUUUUAUUUUUGUUUUUUAUUUGUUAGGUUGGAGAAUAGGAGCUUGUUUGAUUGUACAAUUCUUUGAAUAUAAUACUUGUUACUGUUCGAAAGUUGUUCCAGGAAUAUUUUUAAUAUGUAGAAUGUAAUAAUGAAUCUUGAACAAGACAAUAUACUUAAUUAAUAUAUCAAGAAAAUAUAAUUGCAUGCAUACUCAUAAUAUCUCAAAGUAUAUAAGACGGAUCAAUUCAUCCGAAGAAAGACAUAUACAAAAUUAUGUGAAUUUAUUUCUUUUUGUAUAGCUCUGUAGUUCAUGAAUGUAAUUGUUGGUCAUAUCAUCGAUGUUCUUUUAAUUUCAUUAUGAAAGUGAUGUCAAUCACUGCACUAGCGUACCAAAGAGUUAAUAAGUAAGAUAAAAUGAAUAAUUAGUAUUCUAAUUAGAAUAGGAUUUUUCUGUUUUUAUAUUGCAACUGCUACAGGUAAUAUUGAGACUAAGCUUUAAUUUAUUUUGGAAAUAUCUUGAGAAUGUGCAAUAAAAUGAAAUUUUGACUGAUGCACAAAAAUCAAGUGAGUCAUUCAGUAGGUAAUCAUUUUCCUAAGUGAUGACCAAAUCUUAAUUAUAGUUAAUAAUAAUAUAUAGAAUAAGAAUGAAUACUGAUAUAACAUUUGCUGAAUUGUAUAAAACUAUGUACGUGUUUCGGUUCGGAUUAAAUUUAGUUUUGAAAUAUUAUAAACUUGGAACAUUUAUUGUUCCAUUGAAGUCAAAGGAGAAAAUCUAGUCAUUAUAAUUAGGAAAUGUAAAAUAAUAAGAUAUUUAUUGUGUAACUGUAGAAUAUGUGAAUUAAUAUUAAUAUCCUAUAUGUUGAAUUGUAAGUAUAAUCUUCUGUGUAUGCAUUUUGGUUCCGGUUACUUUGAUUUAUAUCGUUAUAUAAUCUUGAAACACUGAUUUCAAGAAUGAAAAAUGCCUAGUUCACUCUGCUACUAUUAAGUAAAAAUGUAGGUAACAAAUGUGUAAAUAAGUACUUACCAUUAGUUUUAGGAUAUUUGUGAUUAUACUUCCGCUGACUAUAUAAAAAAUUAAAUAGUAUUUUGAGAAGAAUACUUAUAGAAAUUCUUCAAACCUACUUCGAGAAAGCACCACAAUAAAUUGUAGGUAUUGAUCCUGGGUUUAAUAAAAAGCAUAUAAUAUUAAGACGAUUAGUAUAUCUAAAAAUUGACUUGUGUAAAUGAAUUGUAGAAAUAAUUAUUAUUUGAUCUUGGUUUAGUUUCUGGAAAAAUGAAUUGUAUUUUAAGAAGGAAUCAAGAAAAUUGAAUUCCUACUACUGAAAGAUUAAGCUUCAUAUUUAAGAAGACAACCCAAUGAAUUGAUUCUUGGUUAGGUUAGGCUGUAAGUUAAGUAAAGUUAAGUUAAGUUAAGUCUUAAACCAAUUAGUAUAUGUAAAAAUUGACUGGUGUUAAUGAAUUGUAGAAAUAAUUAUUAUUUGAUAUUGCUUUAGUUUAUGGAAGAAUGAAUUGUAUUUUGAAGAGGAAUCAAGAAAAUUGAAUGCCUACCACUGAAAGAUUAAGCUUUAUAUUUAAGAAGACAACCCAAUGAAUAAUAUUGAUUCUUGGUUAGGUUAGGUUGUAAGUUUAGUCUUAAACCAAUUAGUAAAUGUAAAAAUUGACUGGUGUAAAUGAAUUGUAGAUAUAAUUGAGUAAUAUUAUUUGAUGUUGGAUCAGUGUGUGAAAAAUAAAUUGUAUUUUGAGAAGGAAUCAUGAAAAUUGAAUAAUAUUUCAAAAACCGAUUCAAGAUGACAACCCAAUAAAUUAUAUUUAUUCUUGGUUAAUUGUAAGUUAUUGUAAGUUAAUAGACAUAAACUACUUAGUAAAGCUAAAAUUGACUGGUGUAAAUGAAUUGUAGAGAAUUAUUAUUAUUUGAUGUUCGAUCAGUGUGUGAUAUGGUAAUAAAGAAGCUAUACAAAUCGAA